AUGAAGCCACGAUUAGCUCCCAUAGUAGCUGUGCUCAGCAUUCUGAGCGGUACGGCGCAAGCUUCCGCCGGCGACCGAUCCCACGAAUUCAAAGAUUGCCUCCAAAUAUGUCAAGCCGCCAAUUGCGGCGAUGAACCCACGCCUAUCCCUUUCCACCGCCGCUUACUCCUCUGGACCUGCCCCUCCGAAUGCGACUACACAUGCCAGCACGUCGUCACCUCCCAAACCCUGACCUUCACCCCACCCCACGUGUACCAAUUCCACGGAAAAUGGCCCUUCUACCGCUUCAUGGGCAUGCAAGAGCCCUUUAGCGUCAUCUUCUCGCUCUUCAACUACCUCGCACAUGAUUGGGGCAUGUCGCAGCUGCGCACCCACAUCCCAGCCUCAUACACGCUGCGCAAAUACUACAUGUGGUUCGGCUAUGUGGGGCUGGCGAGUUGGAUGCUCAGCAUGAUAUUCCAUACGCGUGACUUUGGGGUCACGGAGAAGUUGGACUAUUUUGGGGCGGGCGCGAAUGUGCUAUACGGGCUGUACUACGCGCCGAUUCGCGUGUUCAGACUGGACAGGGACGAGCCGAGGAGGAGGAGCUUGUUGAGGAUUUGGACGGCGCUUUGUUUGGUGCUGUAUGCACUGCAUGUGGGAUACUUGUCGUUCUGGUCGUGGGACUACACGUAUAAUAUGGCGGCUAAUGUUGUCGUUGGGGUUAUUGCGAACAUACUCUGGAGCGCGUUUAGUUAUGUGCAAUACCCGCAAGAUUGGACGGACUUGGGCGGUGUGGCCGGUCUCUGGCACCUGGGCACAGUGGUGCCGACGGUUCUAUGGUACAAUUUCUUGAUUAGAGACGCACAGGCAGACAUAGCAGGAACACGGACGAAGGAGUAA
This is a messenger RNA of Parastagonospora nodorum SN15, 882 nucleotides long. RefSeq lists its product as hypothetical. The record is from RefSeq and is a predicted model, not a curated record. The transcript is spliced from 4 exons. Lineage: Eukaryota; Fungi; Ascomycota; Dothideomycetes; Pleosporales; Phaeosphaeriaceae. Gene Ontology annotation, cellular component: endoplasmic reticulum membrane. Bases 1 to 882 code for a protein of 293 amino acids. Gene Ontology annotation, biological process: GPI anchor biosynthetic process. Gene Ontology annotation, molecular function: hydrolase activity, acting on ester bonds.